Molecule: messenger RNA, 725 nt
Organism: Camellia sinensis
Lineage: Eukaryota; Viridiplantae; Streptophyta; Magnoliopsida; Ericales; Theaceae
Source: RefSeq, a predicted model, not a curated record
AGGACAAAGCAAAUAAGAGAUGGUACAAAAGAGUGAAGGGGUUGCAAUUGUAGAUAGCAAAGUAUUAGUGAAUAGUGACAAUUAAAAAGCUCUGAAAAAAUGAAAAGCUCAUCAAAUAAUGGUGAAAGUGGGAGGCUAUCAUCCGAAAACGAUGAAGAGUUGCCAAAAAUGGCAAUAUCUUCAUUUCAAGCUAGAGAAGAAGAGAUUGAGAGGAAGAAGAUGGAGGUUAGAGAGAGGGUUGAAAUCCAGCUAGACCGCGCUGAGGAAGAAACCAGGCGCUUAGCACAAAUUUUGGAAGAGCUCGAGGUGUUGUCUGAUCCCAUGAGGAAAGAAGUUGGGAUUGUUCGUAAAAGGAUUGACAUUGCGAACCGAGAGCUUAAGUCCCUCGGCCAGAGCAGCCAAAAGAAGGAGAAGGAAUACAAAGAAGCAUUGGAUGCCUUCAAUGAAAAGAGUAGGGAAAAGGAUCAACUAACAACCACAUUAGCAAUGCUUGUGAAUGAAAGUGAAAAAUUGAGAAUGAAGAAGCUGGAGCAGCUGAGCAAGAUUAUGGAUCCAACAGACUGAAAAAUUCUACUACUGAAUGUUUUCCAGUUUAGUAAUUUUUUUUAUUUGUUUAUUUUUGGCAUGGAAGUUGUAGAUGGAAAUGUGAUAUAAAUUACUUCAAUUAUGUUACGAAUACAGAAACUAAUAAGAAAAUAUAAAUAAAUUAACAAGAUUUCAUAAAA